GCUGAGCCGCCGGCAAUGAGGUGGUGUUUGUCCGUCUUUCUGAAUUGCAGGUUUGCCACAGGACACGACAUCACGGAACACUCGGUGCUGAUUCACGAAUAUUACAGCCGCGAGGCGCAGAAUCCUGUCCACGUCACCGUGGAUACGAUGCUGCAGGACGGCCGGAUGAGCAUCAAGGCCUACGUCAGCACUCCGCUUGGCGUUCCCGGGAAGACCAUGGGCGUCAUGUUCACUCCAUUGACCGUGAGAUACGUUUAUUACGACACAGAGAGAAUUGGAGUCGAUGUGAUUCAGAGGACCCGGACCAGCCCAAAUCGGACCAUUACCUUGUCCAGUGAUCUGCAGCAAGUUGGCACAUCGGCAGCUCGGAUCCAGGACAUGCUGACCACUGUCCUCCAGUACGCUGAGGAGGUCCUGGUGAGUGUGCCCCUCUCCUCC
Chiloscyllium plagiosum (whitespotted bambooshark) is the source of this 438-nucleotide messenger RNA. The record is from RefSeq and is a predicted model, not a curated record. Lineage: Eukaryota; Metazoa; Chordata; Chondrichthyes; Orectolobiformes; Hemiscylliidae.